CAGUCAGCUUUCUUUAACCAGAUCAGAGUCCAAGUUGGACGGAGACGGAUCAGAGCCAUGAUGAACUACAUCAUCCGCCCUUGGGCCAUAAGGGAUCUUAAGGAGGUCAUGCGGCUUAUCCGGGAAGCUGCGGCUUUCCACAAAGCUUUGGACGAGGUGACCACCACCCCAAAAAAUUUCCAAGAAGAUGGGUUUGGGAAAGAGCCCACUUUCGGGUGCCUGGUUGCUGAGCUGCCCCCGGGAGAAAAGACCAAAGGAGGCCACACUAUUAUUGGGUACCAGUUCCACUAUUUGUCCUACUGCACCUGGGACGGCCCUGUUCUCUUUGGAGAAGACCUCUACGUCAUGCCAGAUUAUAGAGGCAAAGGCAUUGGCACAAGCUUAGUGAAUAAAGUGUGUCAGGUUGCAUUGGAGAAAGGAUGCUCCCAAUUCCGUUUAUUCUCGGCUCAAUGGAACCAGCCGGCAAUGGAUUUCUACACCAAACUGGGUGCUGUGAAUGUCACAAUGAACGAACAUUGGCUGGUGAACAACAUCACCAAACAGAAUAUUCGAAAGCUCGCAGAGCAAGCCAGACAACUGCGGUCCGGCUAGGCUUUUUUCCAGAAUCUGAAAUUAUUCCAAAACUUGGAAUUGUCCACCUGGCGGCUGAUAGAGAGACAUCAUUGCUUUCUGAUGGUUCAGUAGACACAAAUAUCAUCUCAUGCACAAAAUUAUUAAAAAUAUUGGGAAAAUAUUACCAUCAUCCUAUGUGUAUGAACUGUAUAUGAAAUAGGCUUUAAAUUAAAUUUUAGGCUUAAAACUGGAA
Messenger RNA from Anolis carolinensis (green anole), 805 nucleotides. RefSeq names its product thialysine N-epsilon-acetyltransferase. Bases 58 to 591 code for a protein of 177 amino acids. The transcript is spliced from 6 exons. Lineage: Eukaryota; Metazoa; Chordata; Lepidosauria; Squamata; Anolidae. Gene Ontology annotation, molecular function: N-acetyltransferase activity. The record is from RefSeq and is a predicted model, not a curated record.